AUGGCGCUGGCCAGGCCCUGGACCCGGGACCCCAGGCCCCCGGCCCCUCUCCUGCUGCUGCUGCCGCUGCUCUGCACCCCUGCCCUAGCCCUCCUGGCCGGCACGGCCCCUUCGGAGACCCUGAGCACCUGUGCCUCAGACCCGUGCGCUCCAGGGACUGAGUGCCAGGCGACGGAGAGCGGUGGCUACACCUGUGAGCCCACGGAGCCCCGGGGCUGUGCCACCCAGCCAUGCCACCACGGCGCCCUGUGUGUGCCCCAGGGUCCAGAUCCCAACGGCUUCCGCUGCUACUGCGUGCCUGGCUUCCAGGGCCCACGCUGUGAGCUGGACAUCGAUGAGUGCGCGUCCCGACCCUGCCACCACGGGGCCACCUGCCGCAACCUGGCCGAUCGUUACGAGUGCCACUGUCCCCUCGGCUAUGCAGGUGUGACCUGCGAGACCGAGGUGGACGAGUGCGCCUCGGCGCCCUGCCUGCACGGGGGCUCCUGCCUGGACGGCGUGGGCUCCUACCGCUGCGUGUGCUCGCCGGGCUACGCGGGUGCCAGCUGCCAGCUGGACCUGGACGAGUGCCAGAGCCAGCCGUGCGCCCACGGGGGCGUGUGCCACGACCUGGUCAACGGGUUCCGGUGCGACUGCGCGGACACCGGCUACGAGGGCGCGCGCUGCGAGCAGGAGGUGCUGGAGUGCGCGUCGGAGCCCUGCGCGCACAACGCGUCCUGCCUCGAGGGCCUCGGGAGCUUCCGCUGCCUCUGCUGGCCAGGCUACAGCGGCGAGCAGUGCGAGGUGGAUGAGGACGAGUGUGCUCCCGGCCCCUGCCAGCACGGGGGCCAGUGCCUGCAGCGCUCAGACCCAGCCCUCUACGGGGGUGUCCAGGCCACCUUCCCUGGCGCCUUCAGCUUCCGCCAUGCUGCAGGCUUCCUGUGCCGCUGCCCUCCGGGCUUUGAGGGGGACGACUGUGCUGUGGAUGUGGACGAGUGUGCCUCAAGGCCAUGCUUCAGCGGAGGCCGCUGCCAGGACCUGCCCAAUGGCUUCCACUGCCACUGUCCAGAUGGCUACACAGGCCUGACAUGUCAGGAAGAUGUGGAUGAAUGCCUCUCAGAGCCCUGUCUUCAUGGUGGGACCUGUGAUGACACCGUGGCGGGCUACAUCUGCUGGUGCCCGGAGGCCUGGGGUGGGCAUGACUGUUCUGUGAAGCUCACUGGCUGCCAGGGCCACACUUGCCCACUGGUUGCUACCUGCAUCCCCACCUUCGAGUCUGGGGUCCACAGUUACACCUGCCGCUGCCCACCAGGUACCCAUGGACCUUUUUGUGGCCAGAAUACUACCUUCUCCCUGGUCGCUGGGACCCCUGUGCGGGCUUCGGUGCCUGCUGGUGGCCCCCUGGGUCUGGCACUGAGGUUUCGCACCACGCUACCCGCUGGUGCCUUGGCCACUCGCACUGACACCCAGGACAGCUUGGAGCUCGCACUGGCAGGGGCCACGCUUCAGGCCACACUCUGGAGCCAUGGCAACCCUGUGCUCAUCCUGAGGCUGCUGGACCUGGCCCUAAAUGAUGGCCACUGGCACCGAGUGGAAGUGACGCUCCGCCUGGGGGUCCUGGAGCUGCGCCUCUGGCACGAGAGCUGCCCUGCCCGCCUCUGUGUGGCCUCCAGUCCUGUGGCCCCGGCCCCCACAGCUUCUGUGGCUCCGACGCCUGUCUGGCUCUGCUCGGCCCAGCUGGGUGGCGCGGCCUUUGCAGGCUGUCUCCAGGACGUGCGCGUGGACGGGCACCUCCUGCUCCCUGAGGAUCUCGGUGAGAAUGUCCUACUGGGCUGCGAGCGCCAUGACCCAUGUCAGCCUCUGCCUUGUGCUCACGGAGGGACCUGCGUGGACCUGUGGACUCACUUCCAUUGCGACUGCCCUCGGCCCUAUGGUGGUCCCACGUGCGCUGAUGAGGUUCCUGCUGCCACCUUUGGCUUGGGGGGCACCCUGAGCUCUGCCUCCUUCCUGCUCCACCAGCUCCCAGGCCCCAACCUCACUGUGUCCUUUCUCCUCCGCACCCGAGAGUCUGCUGGCCUGCUGCUCCAACUUGCCAACGACUCAGCCGCUAGCCUGACAGUGUUCCUGAGAGAGGGCCAGAUCUGGGCUGAGGUGCUGGGCAGUCCUGCUCUGGUGCUCCCCGGGCGCUGGGAUGAUGGGCUCCGCCACCUGGUGACACUCAGCUUUGGGUCUGACCAGCUGCCGGGCUUGGGGCAGCAGGUGCACGUAGCGGGGAGGCUCCCCCCAGCUGACACCCAGCCCUGGGGUGGGCCCUUCCGAGGCUGCCUCCAGGACCUGCGACUCAAUGGCCUUCACCUCCCCUUCUUUCCACUGCCACUGGGGAACUCAAGCCAGCCUGAUGAGCUGGGCAGCAGGCAGUCCUGGAACCUCACCAUGGGCUGCAUCUCCGAGGACAUGUGCAGUCCUGACCCCUGUCUCAAUGGUGGGACUUGCCUCGUCACCUGGAAUGACUUCCAUUGCACCUGCCCUGCCAACGUUACGGGGCCCACGUGUGCCCAGCAGCUGUGGUGUCCUGGUCAGCCCUGCCUCCCGCCUGCCACCUGCGAGGAGGUCCCUGAUGGCUUUGUCUGUGUGUCAGAGGCCACGUUCCGCGAGGGGCCCCCGGUCGCAUUCAGCGGGCACAACGCGUCGUCGGGGCGCUCGCUCAGCGGCCUCUCGCUCGCUUUCCGCACGCGCGACUCCGAGGCCGGGCUGCUGCGCGCCUCCGCGGGCGCCGCCACCGCCGCCGCCGUCUGGCUGGCCGUGCGCAACGGCUCGCUUGUGGCCGGUGUGCGCAGUGGCCGCGGCCUGCCCGGCGCCGUGCUCCCCGCGCCCGGGCCGCGCGUGGCCGACGGCGCCUGGCACCGCGUGCGCCUGGCCAUGGAGCGCCCGGCGGCCGCCACGUCGCACUGGCUGCUCUGGCUGGACAGCGCGGCGACGCCCCUGGCGCUGCGCGGCCUGGCCGGGGACCUGGGCUUCCUGCGCGGCACGGCCGCUGCCCCCGUCCUGCUGGCCGAGAACUUCACCGGCUGCUUGGGCCGCGUGGCGCUCGGCGGCCUCCCGCUGCCCCUGGCGCGCCCCCGGCCCGGCGCGGCCCCCGGCUCCCGAGAGCACUUCUCCGCCUGGCCCGGGGCGCCCGGCCCGCGCCUCGGCUGCCGGGGCGCGCCCGUGUGUGUCCCCUCGCCCUGCCUGCACGGCGGCGCCUGCCGAGACCUCUUCGACGCCUUCGCCUGCGCCUGCGGCCCCGGCUGGGAGGGCCCGCGCUGCGCCGCCCGCGCCGACCCCUGCCGCUCGGCGCCCUGCGUCCCCGGCCGCUGCCACGCGCGCCCCGACGGCCGCUUCGAGUGCCGCUGCCCGCCGGGCCUCGCCGGCCCGCGCUGCAGGUCUCCUGUCCUGCCAGAGGAGUGCAACCUGAACUCCACCUGCAUCAAGGGUGGCCCAUGUGAGGGAGAACCCAGGAGUGCCAACUGCAGCUGCCGGGAAGGCUUUCCUGGCCAGAGAUGUCAGAUGCCCUGUGAAGCCAACCCCUGCUUGAACGGGGGCACCUGCCGGGUCGCUGGGGGGCUGUAUGAAUGUAUCUGCAACUCGAGGUUCUCAGGCCGGUUCUGUGAAGUGCUGAAGGGCCUGCCGCUGCCACUGCCGUUCCCACUGCUGGAGGUGGCCGUGCCUGCAGCCUGCGCCUGCCUUCUUCUCCUCCUCCUGGGCCUCCUCUCAGGGAUCCUGGCAGCCAGAAAGCGCCGCCAGUCAGAGGGCACCUACAGCCCGAGCCAGCAGGAGGUGGCCGGGGCCCGGUUGGAAAUGGACAGUGUCCUCAAGGUGCCACCCGAGGAGAGACUCAUCUAGACCUGCAGCUGCCGGCUCUGGCACCCAUGAGUCCUGGACGAUUUCUGCUGGGAGACCCAAGGAGGCCGCUUCCAGGAGUGGCGGGAGUGGCUCGCCCCUUCUCAGCCUUGGGGAGCUGCUGCAGGGCCCGGAACACUCCCUCGGGAAGCGUCCUCUUUGCCGGCAGCCCUGCCUCUGCCCCAUCAUGGACUGAGGAAAAGGGGGCGCUCAGGGAAGCAGAGGGGGGCCGGCCAGUUCGUGGACUUCGUCAUCGGAUCCGCUUGGUCUUGCCUGCUGUGCAGGGGCAGGGCACACGUGGGUGCACAGUGUUCAGGAGUGUGUGCAUGUGUGUGUGUGUGUGUGUACCUGGGGACCAUCAAUCUCCAGAUCCCAGUGAGAGUGUCCUGGAUGGGGCUUGUGAGUGUGUCUGGGUCUUUGCUGUGUGUUCAUGUGACUGUCUGAUGGCCGCUGGCGGUCCCAUGAGGGGAUCCCAUGGAGGGCUGGCCGUGGGGCCACGGGGACCACCUGGGGCAGGGGCAACCGCAGGUUACACGUUCUCCAGGCGGCCAGGCCAGGGCUUGCCUAAGGACCUAAGCCCCAGCUCCUGUAUCUUCUCUCACCUCGGAGGCUGCCCCUGCCCCGGAAGGAGUUGGAAAUCAUGGAGAGGCCAUUAGCCAGAGGCCCUGUGGGCUCCUGGCUCCAGAACAAAUGCUCCUCAGGCAAACCUGUCUCUGUUCUGUGCCGGAGCCAGGCAUGUGCGGCACGCAGGCCACAUCCAGGGCAGACCCACAGGAAUAGGGGACGGGCCGCCCUGAGCUGCCCAGCUUGCCGGGGGGUGUCUGGGCUCUGUGUGGCCUUCCUCCCCGGGCUGUCAUCUCUAGAAUGGGAGAGCAGCCCCUGCCCACCUCAGGGCUGUUGUGAGGAGCAGCAGGGGUGACACCAGGAAAAAACUCUGUAAGCUGGGUCCACUGUGAAGGGCUGUCUGGGUCCUUUUAGAUGUUGGGAAGGGUUGUCUCCCUUGACGGAGUUGAAGGAAAGAGUGGGGGAAGGGGCCUCCCUGAGGGGCAGCAAGAAGCAGAGGGUGAGGAAGUGAAGGAGCAACCUGCCCUCCCCCACCCCCACCCUUCUGGUUCUGCAGCUCCACCAACGCCAGCGAUCUCUGCUCCUCGAAGCCGCCUGGUGAGGCCACUCCCUCACUCUCUAGAUGGCUGUUGGGAGGAUGUGGGGAGAGGACUCCCCCCGGAAGCCCUCUGCGGAGCACAGGUGCUCAGCGAACGGUGGCGCCGCCUCUUUGUGUAGGGGCUGGUGCUGCAGACAGGCACAGACGCAGGGGAAGAGUUUGCAGCUUUGCUUCCAGGCCCUUCCCUGGCAAUGCCAUCACACUGGGAUCUCUGAUCCUGGAGGGGCACCCGCCUGAGGGCCUGGCCUCUCAGCUUCACAGGGUCCCUUUGUUCCUGACCUGGAGAUUUACCCUUGGCUCCUUCCUGUUUCCCAGGCCAGAGCCUCCUCUGCCAAGGCCAGGAGACCCCUUUCCACUUUCAGGUUGCAGGUUGACUUACCCAGCUCCCCUCGGGGUCUCAGCCAGCUUCC
Molecule: messenger RNA, 5430 nt
Organism: Equus quagga
Lineage: Eukaryota; Metazoa; Chordata; Mammalia; Perissodactyla; Equidae
Gene: CRB2
Product: crumbs cell polarity complex component 2
Exons: 13
Coding region: 1-3861 (1286 amino acids)
Biological process (GO): heterophilic cell-cell adhesion; establishment or maintenance of epithelial cell apical/basal polarity
Cellular component (GO): protein-containing complex; plasma membrane
Molecular function (GO): calcium ion binding
Source: RefSeq, a predicted model, not a curated record